Messenger RNA from Trichomycterus rosablanca, 1116 nucleotides. RefSeq names its product prostaglandin I2 receptor (gene ptgir). Gene Ontology annotation, molecular function: prostacyclin receptor activity; thromboxane receptor activity. The transcript is spliced from 2 exons. The record is from RefSeq and is a predicted model, not a curated record. Gene Ontology annotation, biological process: negative regulation of smooth muscle cell proliferation; positive regulation of cytosolic calcium ion concentration; adenylate cyclase-activating G protein-coupled receptor signaling pathway. Gene Ontology annotation, cellular component: plasma membrane. The coding region runs from base 1 to 1116 and encodes 371 amino acids. Lineage: Eukaryota; Metazoa; Chordata; Actinopteri; Siluriformes; Trichomycteridae.
AUGGACUCAAACAAGACAUGUGCAAACAUCACGCAUAUCCAAGUGCAUGCAAACCCAGGAAACCUGGUGGUUAGUGCCAUCAUGUUUCUGGCUGGUGUUGUUGGUAACCUGGCAGCACUGGCCAUCCUCGGGGUUCAUCAAAAGGAACGUCGAACCAAAUCCUCAGUGUUUUGUAUCUUGGUAACUGGACUUGCUGUGACAGAUCUGGCAGGGACAUGCUUGCUUAGUCCACCUGUGUUUGUGUGCUAUGCUCAUGCCACCUCUCUGGUUGGCCUGACAGACAACAUGCGCUUGUGUGACCUCUUUGCCUUUGCCCUGACCUUUUUUGGCUUGGCAUCCAUGUUCAUCCUGUGUGCCAUGGCAGUGGAGCGCUGCCUGGCCAUCAGCCACCCAUAUUUUUACUCAAAGCAUGUGCGGCGAAGCUUUGCCAAGGUUGUUCUUGUCCUUAUCUACCUUUUCACAUGUGUUUUCUGCAUACUGCCCUUCUUUGGCGUUGGCCGCCACAAGCAGUAUUGCCCUGGCACAUGGUGCUUUAUUAAAAUGGAGGUCACAGACGAUGAUAUUGAGGAUGAGAAGUACCACACACUUGCUUACUCACUAUCCUAUUCACUACUCAUGGCUCUGCUCAUUGCUGUGGUCUUUGUGUGCAAUGGCUCAGUCAUCGUCAGUCUGUGCCGCAUGCAUCGUAGCCAACUUACACGCCGUGGAUCUGUGGUUUCAAAUGGACGCAAGAAAAGGCUUGGCAACUGGUUUGGUCAAGGCGAUGAGGAGAUCGACCACCUUGUGCUGCUGGCAUCCAUGACUAUCAUCUUUGUCGUCUGCUCCCUGCCUCUUACUAUCUUUGGCUUUGUAAAUGCCUUCAGUCAUGUGGGAAACGACCAGCAGAACCUCCUGGCAUUUCGUUUCUCUGCCUUAAACCCAGUGGUGGACCCCUGGGUCUUCAUCAUUUUCCGCAAGUCCAUCUUCAGGCAUGUGCGUGCGCUCCUGCGAUGUCGUUUCGGCAGGGCGGCGGUGAAGAACACGGCUCGUGAUGGUCUCUCUUUUCGUUUAGAGAGUGUGGUGCCUCCAGAGUCCGCUGCGCUCCAGAGUAAGAUUUACAGUGGACUCCCUCAGUGA